AUGGAAUGCAAGAAGAAAUUGCAUCAUAUUGUUCUGCCUAUUUACUGCGAGAUUGAGCCAUUAGACCUGCGGGUGCAGAAGGGCAGCAUUGCAGGAGCAUUGGCCAGCCACAAAGAAAUAGAUUCCAAGAUGCAGACUUGGACAGUUGCUUUAACUGAGGCUGCCAACUUGUCUAGUUGGGUCAAAACAAAUAUGGGGGAAAGGGAUGAGGUAGAUUUAAUUGAGAAUAUUGUUGUAGAGGUAGCAAACAAAUUAAGUCCAAUGCAUCUAAAUGUUGCAGACUAUCUAGUUGGAAUAAUGUCUCGUCUACAAAAGCUUACUAUACUAUUGCACCUUGAGUCAUCAGAUAAUAUUCGCAUUGUUGCUAUAUGGGGAAUUGGCGGCAUAGGAAAGACAACAAUUGUCAAAGCAGCUUAUAAUAGUUUUCGUCAUCGAUUUGAAGGCAGUAGCUUUGUUGCAGAGUUAAAAGCACUAGCUAUCGAUCCAAAGUUCUUUUAUUGUGGGAGUAGAAUCAUUAUGACUACUAGAAAUAUAUCUUCCCUAAACUCACUUAAAUCAGUAGCUGAGGUAUAUACUCUUGAACAAUUGGAUAAGUAUGAAUCACUUCAACUCUUUAGUUGGCAUGCUUUUAAGGACCAUCGUCACAUUGAAAAAUAUAUGGACCUCUCAAAUGAAGUAAUGGAGUAUGCAAAAGGCAUUCCAUUAACUCUUGAAGUUUUGGGUUGCUUUUUGUUUGGAAAAACAAAAUCUUAA
Molecule: messenger RNA, 753 nt
Organism: Diospyros lotus (date-plum)
Lineage: Eukaryota; Viridiplantae; Streptophyta; Magnoliopsida; Ericales; Ebenaceae
Product: disease resistance protein RUN1-like
Exons: 3
Coding region: 1-753 (250 amino acids)
Biological process (GO): defense response; signal transduction
Molecular function (GO): ADP binding
Source: RefSeq, a predicted model, not a curated record